This is a messenger RNA of Vitis riparia (riverbank grape), 1405 nucleotides long. RefSeq names its product serine/threonine-protein kinase AFC3. Gene Ontology annotation, biological process: protein phosphorylation. The transcript is spliced from 12 exons. Bases 48 to 1256 code for a protein of 402 amino acids. The record is from RefSeq and is a predicted model, not a curated record. Lineage: Eukaryota; Viridiplantae; Streptophyta; Magnoliopsida; Vitales; Vitaceae. Gene Ontology annotation, cellular component: nucleus. Gene Ontology annotation, molecular function: protein kinase activity; ATP binding.
AAAUUUUUUAUGCAGACGGAGAGACGGGAAUAGAGUCGGUAGCCUUAAUGGUGAGCAUGGGAUUGGGAUCAGUGGUGGAGAAGGAGAGAAGCAGGAAACGACCUCGUCUCGCCUGGGAUGUGGCUCCAUCUCAGCAACGAGAGGCUGAUCGGCUGCCCACCGCGGUGAAUCAUGAAAGCUUGAGACGCCAAUCGCCGCCGAGGAGGGAUGACGAUCGUGAAGGCCAUUACGUCUUCGGUCUUGGUGAAAAUCUUACUCCAAGAUAUAAAAUACUCAGCAAGAUGGGUGAAGGCACUUUUGGCCGGGUUUUGGAAUGUUGGGAUCGUGAUACACGGGAAUAUGUUGCAAUCAAGGUAGUUCGAAGCAUAAGCAAGUACCGUGAUGCAGCAAUGGUUGAAAUUGGUGUGCUUCAACAACUUGUUAAGAAUGAUAAAUGCAGAUUGCGCUGUGUGCAGAUUCAGCACUGGUUUGAUUACCGGAAUCACAUAUGCAUAGUGUUUGAGAAGCUUGGACCAAGUUUAUUUGAUUUUCUAAAGAGAAAUAAAUACUGCCCAUUUCCUGUGGAUCUUGUUCGGGAAUUUGGACGUCAGCUUUUGGAAUCUGUAGCAUAUGUGCAUGAUUUAUGCUUAAUCCAUACUGACCUGAAGCCAGAAAAUAUACUUCUUGUAUCAUCUGAGUGUAUAAAGCUUCCUAGCUCCAAGAGGUUUUCUUCCGAUGAAACUCACUUCAGGUGCUUGCCAAAGUCGAGUGCAAUUAAGCUGAUUGAUUUUGGUAGUACUGCAUAUGAUAAUCAGAACCAUAGCUCCAUUGUUUCCACAAGGCAUUACCGAGCACCCGAGGUUAUUCUAGGUUUGGGAUGGAGUUAUCCAUGUGAUUUAUGGAGUGUUGGUUGCAUACUAGUGGAACUUUGUGUGGGUGAAGCAUUAUUUCAGACACAUGAGAACUUGGAGCAUUUGGCCAUGAUGGAGAGGGUGUUGGGACCUCUGCCAGAGCAUAUGAUUCGGAGGGCAAGCCGAAGUGUUGAAAAGUAUUUCAGGGGAGGAUCACGGUUGAAUUGGCCUGAAGGAGCAGUUUCUAGGGAAAGUAUCAGAGCAGUAAAGAAGCUUGACCGUCUGAAGGAUAUGGUAUUACAGCAUGUGGGGAGCUCAAGAUCAUCUCUUACUGACUUGCUUUAUGGUUUAUUGAAGUUUGAUCCAGCGCAGCGGCUUACAGCCCGACAAGCACUGAACCAUCCCUUCUUUAAGAAUCCGACCUGAGAAUUGAGAAGCACCACCAUGUAUCCGGAAUAUGGAAAUAUAAUAUAAAAUAGCAGGGGCUCAGUCUCAGACAAGAAGUCUGAGGUUUUGUGGUUUCCCAUCCUGUACAAAUAUUUAACUUAAUGCAAAAUCUUUAUCCUUGGCCAAGA